AUGUCAGCCAAGCUCUAUACAUACGAAGAAAUUGCCCAACAUAACAGCAGAGAAGAUCUUUGGAUGGUCAUCGAUGGAAAAGUUUACGACAUUACCAGUUUUCAAGAUGAGCAUCCCGGUGGUGAAGAAGUUUUACUCGAUGAAGGAGCUAAGGAUGGUACUAGUGCUUUUGAAGAUGUAGGUCAUUCUGAUGAUGCUCGCGACCUUCUCAAAAAGUACUAUGUCGGCGAUGUGGAUCCCACUUCCAAACCUAUCAAGGUUGAGAGACCUGUUGAGGCCAUUCCUGAAGUACCCAAGGGAAAUCCUCUUCGUAUCCUCAUUCCUUUGGUUCUAUUCGGUGCUUAUGUUUAUUAUAGCUAUUUCUUAUAA
Mycotypha africana is the source of this 369-nucleotide messenger RNA. RefSeq names its product cytochrome b5-like heme/steroid binding domain-containing protein. NCBI's taxonomy places the organism in Eukaryota, Fungi, Mucoromycota, Mucoromycetes, Mucorales, Mycotyphaceae. The record is from RefSeq and is a predicted model, not a curated record. Gene Ontology annotation, molecular function: heme binding. The transcript is spliced from 4 exons. Bases 1 to 369 code for a protein of 122 amino acids. Gene Ontology annotation, cellular component: intracellular membrane-bounded organelle; endoplasmic reticulum membrane.